Molecule: messenger RNA, 1667 nt
Organism: Syngnathus acus (greater pipefish)
Lineage: Eukaryota; Metazoa; Chordata; Actinopteri; Syngnathiformes; Syngnathidae
Gene: tmem74b
Product: transmembrane protein 74B
Exons: 3
Coding region: 156-803 (215 amino acids)
Source: RefSeq, a predicted model, not a curated record
AGAGUGCGACAUUUGCCUCUUGUGCGCCUGCGCAUUGCUCCGCGCUCGUCCCCCCACUGGUUUCCUUCUCUGUCGUCCAUCCAUCUUCCGCUCCUGCCUGCCAACAGUGAGGAAGAUGCUGAUCGGACGAGCGACAAUGACAGAAUCGCUUUUCCAUGGACUCAUCGUUUGACCUCGUAGAGCUCCGCGAACUACCAAACAUUCACAAGGCUAGCGACAUUCGCCGAGGCUUCCGCAACGCUUCCUACGAGCACGACCACGAACGCCACCAAGAGGCGACAGGCUUUACCACCACCUCGGGAAGCUGCAAGGAUUCGUCAGUGACGUCUGGUGCUGAUGAUGCUGAGGCGGUCCGGGGUUCCGGCGACAACUGGACUGUCCCUGACGGUGGCGGUAUUCGGCACUCAUCCGAUACGGGCCUGGCUCUUGCCGUGGCGCUGCUGGUGAGUGGCGUGGCGCUGGUCCUGGUGGCCUACGCCGUCCCCAGGGAGGCCCGCGUGGACCGUGACGCCGUGUCGGCCCGGCAGAUGGAGCAGCUGGAGCUGUACUAUGCACGGCUGGGCUCGCACCUGGACAAGUGCAUCAUCGCCGGUCUGGGGCUACUCACCCUGGGAGGGAUCUUCCUCUCUCUGCUCCUCCUGGCUUUCAUGUGCCGGGGCCACGGCGUCUCGCACUGCCGGGCGCCCUUCGUCCGGCCCAAGCGGACCUACGGCUCCGUCAACAUGAGGAUGAAGCAGCUCGCCGCUGGCGAGGACCAAUCAUCUGGGACCGAGCGGGAGGGACCUGCUUUGACGGCCGAGUGAUCCACCGACCGCAGCGAUUUGGUGCUAACAAAGGAAGCCCGUCCAUUUCUACGUCCGUCCUUUGCAAGGCAAAAAUGAAGUAAAGCAGGAUGCUGGCUAUAAAGUUUUGGGAUGCAAAAAUGAAGAAAGUGCCGAAUUUGAAUUUAAGUCUUGGGAUAACGAUUUGCUGAAAAUGGGGAGGGAAAUGUGAAGACAUUGUCAUCAUUCCUGCUCAAGUGAAAAAAUGUGGAAUGCGGCCAAAAGCAAAAGUGGCCCUUGGACAAGAAAAAGUAAAUUUGGACCAAAAUGUGGAAAAAAAAUGUAGAUUUAGGGCAAAAACGUCAAAUUGGAAAACGGGGCAUUUUUGUCCAUUUUGAGCCGUUUCGACAGGACAAGAAAUGUUGGGGGCUGUCAUCCAAAAAGAGGUUGUUCGCUGCGCCCGUUGGAUUGUUUAGAACGCCAAAGACCUGAUCCGGAACAUUUUUGUCCAUACAGCCAGUUGGUUUGAGACAAAAGGCGCAAGAAGCUGGACCUCCAAGGCGGAUAUCAUUACAAAAAGCUGCAAUAGAUAUAGUCGUGCUUCUCCAGCGCCAGAGGGAGACACAUAUUCACUGAUAGUUUUUGUUUGUUUCUCGGGGUUUUGCCGAUCGUUGCUGUCAUGUUGUUUUGCAGGUUUUGACGAGCCUGUGGGAACGAAGACAAACAUUCGCGACUUUGAAUCAAAAGUUGCCUUUUGGAACAGGACAUUUUUCAGAUAUUUGACAUUUGAGUAUCUCACGUGUUUAAUGAUCAGCUGUUUGAAGAGUUGCAAAAAUAUGUCUACAUUACAACAUGAGCUGCAGUUAAUGACAUUCAAAAAAACAUCCUAUGCAAAAAAAAAAAAAA